Molecule: messenger RNA, 5738 nt
Organism: Scleropages formosus (Asian bonytongue)
Lineage: Eukaryota; Metazoa; Chordata; Actinopteri; Osteoglossiformes; Osteoglossidae
Gene: ddhd1b
Product: DDHD domain containing 1b
Exons: 13
Coding region: 86-2476 (796 amino acids)
Cellular component (GO): cytoplasm
Molecular function (GO): glycerophospholipase activity; metal ion binding
Source: RefSeq, a predicted model, not a curated record
CGCGGAGGGCUGUUCUUCUGGUGUCUCCGCUGCCGUGGCGUCUUGUAACCCAGCAGCGCCGAGUCGAGUCUGUUCGUUCCGCGCGAUGAGCGAUGGCGCAGAGCGCGCCCCCGUGUACGAGCAGGCGCGGAGUCUGCAGGACGCGGGCGCUGACUGGGACCUGGCGAACGACGUGUUCGAGUGCUGCUGCGAGCAGCCGGUGGGCGAGCCGCUCCCGCCCGGGCUGGACGGACACCUGCCGCCGCAGGAAGCCAUGAUGCUGGGCCUGGUGGAGGAGCCGUACCCCGGCUACCACAGCCACCACGGGCCCGGCGCCGCGUGCCUGGACGUCGACGCGGGCGGCGUGGCCGCCAGCAGGAGGCGGAACCGCUCGAACCGCUCGAGCGGCUCGAGACAGCGCUUCGAGGUGGUGGGCGAGCUGGGGCCCGAGGAGGUGCGCUGGUUCUACCGGGACGAGCGGAGGACCUGGAAGCCCUUCGUGGGACACGACUCGCUCAAGAUCGAACUGAUGUACCGCAGGUUCGGCGAGCUCACCCCGCCGCCGGCCGGCGCGAGACGCAGGGAGCUCCCGGACACGGAGGACGCCGCGCAAGCGCAGCCGCAGGGGGCGGACGCCGGGGGCGAGCCCUCGGAGGAGAGGGGGCUGCUGGAGGUCGAUCCGGUGUGUGUCCGCGGGGGGCUCUACGAGGUCGAUGUCCGGGAGAGGGAGUGUUACCCCAUCUACUGGAACCAGCAGGAACGCAUUCCCGUGAUGCGGGGGCAGUGGUUCGUCGACGGCACGUGGCUCCCCUUGGAGGAGGACGAGAGUGACCUCAUUGAGCUGGAGCACUUGGAGCGUUUCCGGGGACAGCCCAUGCAGGACACCUUUGACCCCGACGCGGUCCCUGCGGCCGUGGACAGCAAGGACGCGAUCCAGAGUCUCAAGCUGAGCCGCUCCCACGUGGACUGGCACAGCGUGGACGAGGUCUACCUGUACAGCGAUGCCACCACCUCCAAGAUCGCUCGCACCGUCACGCAGAAGCUGGGCUUCUCCAAAGCUUCCAGCAGCGGGACACGUCUCCAUCGGGGGUAUGUGGAGGAGGCGUCCCUUGAAGACAAGCCCCCGCAGACAACGCACCUCGUCUUCGUCGUCCACGGGAUCGGACAGAAGAUGGACCAGAUGCGCAUCAUCAAGAACACGGCCAUGCUGAGGGAUGCUGCUCGGAAGAUGGAGGAGAAGCACUUUUCGGACCGGGACUCGGAACACGUUGAGUUCCUCCCUGUGGAAUGGCGAUCCAGGCUGACGCUAGAUGGAGACACCGUAGACUCAAUCACUCCAGACAAGGUUCGAGGCCUGAGGGACAUGCUGAACAGCAGCGCCAUGGACAUCAUGUACUACACGAGCCCUCUGUAUCGAGACGAGAUCACCAGGGGGCUGACGCAGGAGAUGAACCGACUGUACUCGCUCUUCUGCUCGCGCAACCCGCAGUUUGAGGAGAAGGGCAAGGUCUCCAUCGUGUCCCACUCCCUGGGCUGCGUCAUCACCUUCGACAUCAUGACCGGCUGGGACCCUGUGCGCUUCUACCUGCAGGAGGGGCUGCAGGCGAAGGAGAUGGAGGCGUGCAGAAUGAGCUGCGAAGAGCGCCGCCUCCUGGAGGAGCUGUACCGCACGCGCCUGCGGUUAAGAGAGCUGGAGGAUCAUCUUGAGAGUCUCGAGUCCCCUGCAGUCCUACCUUCUCCAGUGUUAAAGUUCAAGGUAGAGAACUUCUUCUGCAUGGGUUCGCCGCUUGCUGUGUUUCUAGCCUUGAGAGGCAUCCGGCCAGGAAACGACGGGACACAGGAUCACAUCCUGCCCAAGUCCAUCUGCCAGCGCCUGUUCAACAUCUUCCACCCCACAGACCCGGUGGCCUACAGACUGGAACCUCUUAUCUUGAAGCACUACAGCAACAUUGCACCUGUUCAGAUUCACUGGUGCAACACCUUGAGCCCCACACCUUACGACCAGAUCAGGCCAACGUUUAUCAACCCUGUGAAGGAGGCCACGUCGGACACGGAGAGCAACCCCAGCCCCAGCACGUCACCUGUGAUGGCACGGCGGCACUAUGGGGAGUCCAUCACUAACCUGGGCAAAGCCAGCAUCCUGGGUGCGGCAAGCAUCGGGAAGGGGAUCGGCGGCAUCCUCUUCUCGCGCUUCUCCCGCUCCACCAGCCAGCCGUCCGGCGUGGAGAGCGGCGCUGCUGAGGGGGAGAACCAGCCUUCGGAGGCCCAGACCUGCGUGUCUCCAUCUGCCUCAGCCAUCAUGGACACCUCACUUGAGCUGGAGCGGCGCGUCGACUUCGAGCUGCGCGAGGGCCUGGUGGAGAGCCGCUACUGGUCGGCAGUGACGUCGCACACAUCCUAUUGGUGCUCCCUGGAUGUGGCUCUGUUCUUGCUGACGUUCAUGUACCAGCAGGAUGAUGUGGCUGAACCCAGCACCCAGAGUCCUGAGUCUCUGUGACACACGGUGUAGCUUCCUCUUUCUACAUACUCAGAGACGGAUGUAGACACACACACACACACACACACACACACACACACACACACACACAUCCUGCUGCUCUUGGGAAUUGCACAGCUAGAGGCAUGCAGUCUGAAUGCUGUUUUGUCUACCUGCAAUGAUGGGUUUGUCUGUGCCACUGUCUAGUCCCAUCACUUUCACUUGUCCUGAUCACUGGGGCCUUAGAGGAUGUCUAAACGAGGAUCUUGCAGGGAUGCUGGCAACAGUCCUGUGUCAGAACUUGCAGCCCAGCAACGCGUGCUCAGUGUGAACCCAAGCUUGAGCUCGGUCUACCGCAAUUUGGGUCUCGGUCCUCGUUUCCCGGUAAUUGUCUCUAGUAACCAUGGACUCUUUCUAUUACCUGUAUGUUGAGUUAGGCUCUAAAUCAUUGGCAGUUUGGGGGAAAAAAAAAAAAAAAAUGUGUGCUUAGUAUGGGCUGUAGUGUGGCAGAGGUGGCUACAGACCAGCAGGACUUUCCAAAUAAAAUAGGUUUAUUACAAAACCAAAAGAACAAAACCCCCCCUUUUAGGCAAAAGAACUAAAACCACUUCUUCUCCAGGUCACCCUCCCAACCAGGCCUUCACCAAAGCACUGCUCUCCAAAGUGUUUGGACAAGCUGCCUUUAUCGUCCAUUUAAUUGGCCGUACAGCGUCAGCAGCUGGCCGUCAUCUCUCGGUUAGGGCAGGGGCAGUUCCUUGGGAGCUGUCCAUCUUGCUGCUCCUGCCUUGGCUUGGAUUGCCCACUAGCUUACGUUAUCUUUCAACAUUAAAAGUUUUAAAAUUAUUUUAGUUAAAAAUUCCAAAUGUCUUUCCCAACGCCACAGAACUUUAAUUCUAGUAGGGUAUUAAAAGCUUGUCAGGUAAGCCUUCUCUGAUUUGGCUCUGCUAAAUGAGUUCAUCGUAAAUGAACCAGAAUUUGUCACAUAGGAUGUUAAUUGUUUACAAAUGGGAUUCUUUAUCUGCAGUUUUUUUUAAAUAAUUCUUUUAAACUGACAUUACAAUUUUUCCGUUUUAGAAUAUGCUUUUCCAUUAUGGGGCCAAAAUUUCUUUUUUUUUUUUUUUUUUUUUUUUUUGUCUCGCCAGUUUUUCCAUUCAAGGGACAAUGAUUAAGUUUGUUACUCAAAGCUCCGGCUUUGUUCAACACAAGGGUCUUGUGUCUGGUUUACAAAGGCUGAAACAAAUUUUUGCCUGUUAAAAUUUUCAUUAAUGCUAUUUUCAAUGUUGUAGUGGUUUGAUAAUACUGAUGUUUACGGAGAUUUUGCUCAAGUCAAGUCGACAUUUUUUUUUCUGUACUCUUUUUGUGUCCAGUAGAUGUCGCUCUGUUUUUAGAAACUGUAGACUGAACUGAGUAGCUUGCCAUUUGGACCCGAGUUUGACAGAUGCGCUGCGGCGCGUGGAACAGUCCAGAAAAGGGACCUUGUCCCUUUGCGUCGGGUCGUGAUGUCUCCCUACAAGCGAACCCAGUGGACUGACGGAGACUGUCCAACGUGGAUGAGACUGGACCACACCAUGGCUCUGAGGGAUGGGGAAUGGGUCCUUUCGUCAGUUCUCCUAUUUCUGCCUCGUAUUCUUCUCUCAUUGUUGUUUCUUUUUGCCUCUUAUUGUUUGUGCAUUGCUAAAAUAAGUUUUCUGUACUUUUAUAUUUGGUUUUCUUCUGAGAAUUGACAAUAUUUAAUCUUUCCCCCUUUAUCUUUUUCAAAUAAUAAUAUUAAAAUGGUUGUUACACGAAGGUGGAAAUAUAAAAAGAUGUGGACAUGACAGUGCAGAGCGUAAAGAAACGCAGUGAUUUGUUUUCCCGUUUGUUUAAAUCACAGCAGUUUAAUGCGAAAAUGUAGCGAAACGCAGGAUUAGAAGUGAUUUGGAGGUUGUUGUGAAAACAGGGCCUCUUAUUCUGUUUUGUUUCCGAGCGCUGAUCCUGCAACUGGAGCAUGUAACACUUAAAAACGACAAACUGGGACCUCAGGCUGCUGUCUCACAUUUAGCGUGAGCUCCAGACAAUAUGCACCCGGGGUCUCCCUCAAGGACUGUUCUUUACUCUGUUCACUAGCUCCUGUCCUCCAGCUGAACCUCUGUAUGCUGUUUAUUUUCUAGAUGUUAUUUAUUUGCAUUAUUUCUCUACUUUGUAUCCAUUUCUUCCUCCCCAAGCAAAGCACAGCACAUACGGUACGUGUAGGUUAUGGUUUAGAUGUCAAAGCGUGAAGAUGAUGUGGUGCUGCUGGAACUUCCAAGCACGUCACUGUGCUUUUGACUUGCUUCAGGCCGGGCCCGUAGAGGACAGACCACGGUACGAAUCCUUGAAGCCGUGAGCUCUGGCCAGUGUUACUUUUUACUCAGCGUUUGUCAAGAUCAGUCUGUCUCAGCUGAAUUGUUUGCACAGAGUGCGUAUUUUUCGGCGAAUUUAUUGCACUACUACGUAGCAUGUUGAACAGUGCCACGAAACCUCGAACCCAAGACCUCUUCUUGCGCAUUUUGCCGAAGUAUUUUUUUCGGAUCGUCUCGCUUUUCGCACAGCGCUCCGUCCGAGGACAAGUCAUUCGCUGUAGCGUUUAUUCUCGAACGCGGGAGCGGCAAUAACUGCAUCGUUACGAGCCUUUCGGACGGAUUGUUUGGAGUAGCGGCAACGGUGCCACGUCAUGCAGUCAGUCAUUUUUCCACUCAAACUUCUCCUUUCUCUCGAGUUUUCCCUUUUUGCCACCUGAAACGAAGCGACCCUCAGCUCUCGGCUUCCGCUCAUUAACGGAAACGCGUCUUUGUGUCGUGUGUUCUUUGUACGUCUGAUCUCCUGUUAAGUGCUCUGACACGUCCUGUGGUGCUCUACUUGAUAAACCAUUUUGUUCAUGAAAACAAGCCGUGGCUCUGGACCUCCUUUCGCCUCGCCUUCUGAGCCCCAGCGCUGCACGGGGAUCAGCCUUUUAUCCUGCAAUGUUGGAGAUACUAGCUCCACCGCGGUAGCUCUUUGAAACCUUGAGUGCGGCACUGAGAUGUCGACCCUAACGUUGCCGCAGGGAUUGGCGCGCUCGCGCUGUUCGUGUCCGAGGCGUCUCUGCGAAACAUCCCUCAAUUAAAGCGGCGCUUGCUGGGAUCAAAGUGUCUGUAAACCUGUGAAAAUAUUGGCUAAUUAUGAGUAUGACCAGCAGCGCGCCAUGGUUCUUCUACCCUGGUCUUGUAAAGGAGAUGAAGCAGAUGAUGGCUCCAGGUUCAAGGAGCCUCUUCUCUUACGGAAG